CGGCGAAAGAGGGAGGGGAGGGGGGUGUCAGGGGCGGGGUCCUGGUGUAUUAAGCUCUGGGCGUACGCUCGCAAGGCUCCUGCUUCCUGCUUGCAUCGGUGCCUGUGUGCCGCUAUCUCCCGAGAUGCCUCCCUACACCAUCACCUACUUCCCUGUUCGAGGGCGAUGCGAGGGCAUGCGGAUGCUCCUGGCUGACCAGGGCCAGACCUGGAAGGAGGACGUAGUGACCAGAGACAUGUGGAUGAAGGGGGACCUCAAGGCCAGCUGCCUCUACGGCCAGCUCCCCAAGUUCACGGAUGGAGAUCUCACCUUGUACCAGAGCAAUGCCAUCCUGAGAUAUCUGGGGCGCAAAUACGGGCUCUACGGGAAAGACUCUAAAGAAGCCGCCCUCUUGGACGUGGCUAACGACGGCGUGGAGGACCUCCGGCUCAAGUACGCUCGCCUCAUCUACCAGAAUUAUGAGGAAGGCAAGGAGCAGUAUGUGAAGGAGCUUCCUGUCCAGCUGAAGCCGUUUGAGACCCUGCUGAGCCAGAACCAGGGCGGCAAGACCUUUCUUGUGGGGGACCAGAUCUCUUUUGCGGACUACAACUUGCUGGACCUGCUGCUGAUCCAUCAGAUACUGGCCCCCAGCUGCCUGGACGCCUUCCCCUUACUGUCUGCCUAUGUAGCUCGGCUCUCUUCCCGGCCCAAGCUGAAGGCCUUCCUGGCCUCACCCCAGCACACCGAUCUCCCCAUCAACGGCAAUGGUAAACAGUGAGGACUCAUGGUAAACAGCAAGGGCUCGGCUGACCCUUGUCUCCCAAUAAAGGCUUUCAAGCAAA
Dromiciops gliroides (monito del monte) is the source of this 821-nucleotide messenger RNA. It is a transcript of the gene GSTP1, whose product is annotated as glutathione S-transferase pi 1. Gene Ontology annotation, molecular function: glutathione transferase activity. The record is from RefSeq and is a predicted model, not a curated record. The coding region runs from base 125 to 757 and encodes 210 amino acids. NCBI's taxonomy places the organism in Eukaryota, Metazoa, Chordata, Mammalia, Microbiotheria, Microbiotheriidae. Gene Ontology annotation, cellular component: cytosol. Gene Ontology annotation, biological process: glutathione metabolic process. The transcript has 7 exons.